AAACAACAACCACCGUUAUCGCCACCUGACGGGAUCUUCAGGGCUUGUUCGUGCUUUUGCACUAAAUUGCGCUGCUGCUGGACGUAAAUGUUUCAAGUUCGACAGUGGCGGCGUUUGAAACGAUGACGUGCGUCAGCUCGUGUUUGAACAUGAAGGCAGUCCGCGUCGCUCUCGUGAAACUUACACACAUUGACUGACUCACUCGACUCCGUCAUUGUGAGAAACUACUUCUUCGCAGCAUCCGAUGCCCCGCCCACCGAGACCCCGCGUCCCACCCCGUGCGCGCUCCCGCGGACCUGCCCGGUUAUGAGCGCAGCAGCGGUUGCUCGCGCGAAGACAGCACUCGGCGCGCUCCAGCACACACGGAGACGCGUGGACGCGCUGCGGACCAUGGCCAACCGAUCGGUGACGCGCUUCGACUUGCUGGUUAUCGGCGGCGGCUCCGGGGGGCUGGCGGGCGCGCGGCGGGCGGCCGAGCUCGGGGCCAAGGCUGCGGUAGUGGAGGGCAGCAGACUCGGAGGGACCUGUGUCAAUGUUGGCUGUGUGCCCAAGAAGGUCAUGUGGAACACCGCGGUACACGCCGAGUACCUCCACGAUCACGCUGACUACGGGUUCGAGGGUGCGCAUGCGCAGUUCAACUGGCAGUUUAUCAAAAACAAGAGGGACGCCUACGUGAAGCGGCUGAAUAACAUUUACCAGAGUAACCUUGAUAAGGCCAAGAUAGAGAGCAUUCAUGGUCAUGCUGUGUUCACCGACGACCCUGAACCCACUGUGCUGGUGAACGGCAAGAGAUACACAGCACCACACAUACUCAUUGCCACCGGGGGGCGUCCUUCCGUAGUCAGCGACGAUGAAAUACCAGGAGCAAGCCUGGGCAUCACCAGUGAUGGAUUCUUCGAGCUUGAGUCUCUGCCCCGGCGCAGUGUCAUCGUGGGGGCAGGCUACAUCGCUGUGGAGAUGGCAGGCAUCCUCUGCGCACUGGGAUCCAAGACGUCCCUCAUCAUUCGGCACGGCGAGGUGCUGAGGAGCUUCGACUCUAUGAUCAGCUCUAACUGCACCAAGGAGCUGCAGAGCUCAGGCAUCGAUUUGUGGAAGUACUCUAAGGUGAAGUCUGUCAAGAAGACGGCCAAAGGCUUAGAGGUGACACUGCUCACUCGAGACCCAGAGAAGAAGGAAGAGAUGAGCAGCACCAUCUCCGAGGUGGACUGCCUCCUGUGGGCCAUUGGCCGUGAGCCCAGCAUCGAAGGCCUCAACUUGGAGAAGCUGGGUGUGAAACAGGAUGCGAGGGGACAUAUUGUGGUGGACGAAUUCCAGACCACCACUCGGCCAGGAAUCUACGCUGUGGGGGACGUCUGUGGCAGGGCUCUCUUGACUCCAGUGGCCAUUGCUGCUGGCAGAAAACUGGCUCAUCGGCUGUUCGAGGGCAAACAGGACUCAAAACUGGACUACGUUAACAUACCGACAGUGGUCUUCAGCCACCCACCCAUCGGCACAGUGGGCCUCACCGAGGAUGAGGCUAUUAAGACCCAUGGGAAGGAGAACGUGAAGAUCUACACAACCUCCUUCACCCCCAUGUACCACGUCAUGACCACCAGAAAGUCCCAGUGCGUCAUGAAGUUGGUGUGUGUGGGCAAGGAAGAGAAGGUGGUGGGACUGCACAUGCAGGGCCUGGGCUGCGAUGAGAUGCUGCAGGGCUUCGCUGUCGCUGUCCAGAUGGGCGCCACCAAGGCGGACUUUGACCGCACGGUCGCCAUUCACCCCACCUCCGCAGAGGAGCUGGUCACCCUUCGCUAGCCCUGCCCGGUGAGACUCGGCGUGGCGCUGAGCAGUGGCGUCACCUUCUCACUACUGGCAUGAAAGUGAUUUUAAUAGACAUGCAGUUUCUGCAGCGUAUUGAGUCUUCAAGUGUAAAAGUCUAUGGUAAGAGUGAAUAAAGAAUAAACCCUUACA
Messenger RNA from Scleropages formosus (Asian bonytongue), 1950 nucleotides. Its product is annotated as glutathione reductase. The transcript has 14 exons. The coding region runs from base 307 to 1794 and encodes 495 amino acids. Gene Ontology annotation, biological process: cell redox homeostasis; cellular response to oxidative stress; glutathione metabolic process. Gene Ontology annotation, cellular component: mitochondrion; cytosol. Lineage: Eukaryota; Metazoa; Chordata; Actinopteri; Osteoglossiformes; Osteoglossidae. Gene Ontology annotation, molecular function: glutathione-disulfide reductase (NADPH) activity; flavin adenine dinucleotide binding; NADP binding. The record is from RefSeq and is a predicted model, not a curated record.